Molecule: messenger RNA, 222 nt
Organism: Dovyalis caffra
Lineage: Eukaryota; Viridiplantae; Streptophyta; Magnoliopsida; Malpighiales; Salicaceae
Source: the annotation of a GenBank genome assembly
AUGCCAAAUCACAAGACAAAUGUGAAACCACGUGAUUUAAUUUUGGCAAUUCUUUUGUUAGGCCAUCAUUACGGUAAUGUUGGGGCAUUUUGGAGACUCCAUACAACUGCCUCCAAACUUGAGAGGAAAAGCAAACGUGCCAAAUAUCUGCCACACUUUCGUAAAGCGGUGAUCCAUUCUCACAUAUUUAAAAGCCGAGAGCCCAAGGAGCAGAGAAGGUAG